AUGUCAGCCUCAGAUUCGAGUGCUACGGGACUCAUCGGUAACAAGGGUUCAGCCGAUUCCUACACUAGUCGUCCCUCGGAUUCAGACCUGUCCCUGGAGGAGGACAAGGAGGCGUCUCGGCGCGAAGCCGAGCGCCAGGCUCAGCUGCAGCUCGAGGGAGCCAAGUACAAACCUGUAGCAUUUGCAGUAAAAACUAAUGUGAGCUACUGCGGUGCCACUGAUGAAGAGUGUCCGGUCCAAGGAGCCGCUGUGAACUUUGAUGCCAAAGAAUUUCUGCACAUAAAAGAGAAGUUCAACAAUGACUGGUGGAUCGGUCGACUGGUGAAAGAAGGAGCAGACAUCACAUUCAUCCCCAGCCCAGUCAGACUAGAGGCCAGAAGGAAAAACGCAUCUACAGGCUGGAGAUCCACGCCUCCCUCAUCUGCAGCCAAACAGAAGCAAAAACAGAUUGAGCAGGUCCCUCCUUAUGAUGUGGUGCCGUCCAUGCGACCGGUCGUGUUGGUGGGCCCUUCACUUAAGGGCUAUGAGGUAACAGACAUGAUGCAGAAGGCCCUGUUUGACUUCCUGAAGCACAGAUUUGAUGGCAGGGUCACGAUUACACGGGUGACUGCGGAUCUGUCACUGGCAAAACGCUCAGUGCUAAACAAGAAAGCCAUAAUGGAAAGAUCCAACGCACGCUCUACUAUGGCAGAGGUUCAGAGUGAAAUUGAGAGGAUUUUUGAGCUGGCCAAGUCCCUGCAGCUAGUUGUCCUGGAUGCAGACACCAUCAACCAUCCUGCCCAGCUCCUCAAGACCUCCCUGGCCCCAAUCAUCGUAUAUGUCAAAGUAUCCUCACCCAAGGUUCUUCAGAGGUUGAUCAAAUCUCGAGGGAAGUCACAGAGCAAACACCUAAAUGUCCAAAUGAUGGCUGGAGACAAACUAGCCCAGUGUCCACCUGAUAUGUUUGAUGUAAUCCUGGAUGAGAACCAGCUGGAGGAUGCGUGUGAACACCUGGCAGAGUACCUAGAUGCUUAUUGGAGAGCCACACACCUCCCCUCCGCUGUCCCACCUGUGAAUAACACGGUGGGAGACCAAAGUGUCAUCACCCCACCCUCUGCUAACUCCAGCCAACAGCUUCUCUCUGAGCAGUAUUCUGAGACUCAAGAGUUGAUAGAAUGAGCCACAGUAAAGACCAAGGAAAAGAUGGUGCUGUUGGCUGGAGUCAGACAAGAGGUCUACGUGCACAGGGUCCAGGGUGCCACUAGGGGGCAGCAGCACGCCUCAUCUCUCCAUCUGGAACACUCGGGAGAGCCAAAAGCAUGAAAGUGCUAUGUAGUGGCGGACAACAGGAGGUGCUGCCCCGCAACCCCCUCUCCCUGUUCCCAACAGACGACUCAGGGUCAAUACCUACAGCUGCAGGGAUCCAGGCAGAGCACUCACACCUCCGAUACGGGAUGUCCCAGCUGGUCAUAACGCUGAGCCAGCCCAUGUGUGUUUGGAUACAAAUUUAGACUGACAUUAGCUAUUUUUCCAGUAGCUCCAAAUUCAUUCAAUUCCCCAUUCUAAAAACCUGUCGCCAAAGAGUGCUAAGUCUUCCAUCUUCACAUUUAACCAAAUGAUUCCUAAAGGCACAAAUGUAUCAGAUUUUCUUGCUUUUCUGGGAGCACAAAUUAUGAUUUUAUUUACUUGAUUUAUGUAUUGUUUGUGUAUUUAUAUGUAACUUUUACGUUUACCUAUGGCUUCACAUUAUAAUACACAUAUCUGCCGCAGUAAUGCAAAGCCAUGCAUGAUACGCACAGAUUGCACAUCAAUCAUUUACUCAACAUGCAUCUUGGCCACAACUGUGAAUGUAGGCAACACUGGUACAUUUGGUUUGAACUGUAUUCAUGCAAACAUAGACCGUAAUAUGCCUUGUUACAAAGGCCAGACCUGAAACAUCUUUUCCAUAGUCAUUACAGACUUCAAAGAGAUGUCUACUGACCUCUAUCGUCAUGACAACUGUGGAUGUCCAGUGCUUAUUACAGUGCAAGCACAUGUGUUAUGUAUUUGAAAAAAAAUGCUUCCAAAUUCAAAACUUCACUAGACAUUUUUAACAGAACUGUUUUGUUUUUUCAUUCCAUGGCAUGUAGUGUAGUGUUACAAUAAUAUAUCAAUCAUUAUCACAGACGCUUAUGCAGUAACAUACAGCUUCUUAUCAGUGUAAAUAAGCUGUGCACGACACAUUAUAUCCACACUUCAUCAGAAGAGCCUCAGGAGCUUCAUGAGCCACUCUGCAGACUCACAGUGUGACCUACAUUUAAAUAUGCAUAUACCCAACCUGUACAUACUGUAUAUUUAAUUAGCUGAUAUAUUUACUGUUGAUUUGGCCAGAGUGAAUAUUUAUUUAUAUAUGUAUUAUUUAUGAGCACAAUACAGUAUUUUUUUCACAUUGUUAUAUAUCCUCUGAUCAUUUUUGAGCUAUCAAUAAUAAUUUAUUUCUGAAGACCAGGCUGGAAAAAUAAGUAACAGAAAGCACAGUAUGUUCCAAGGAAUAUUAAACUCAUCUUAGCAAAACUGAAAUGCAGGAAUUUGUACUAAAAUCAAUUAUCCUCUUGAUAUUGGAAGCACAAUUUUGUAUAACUGUAUUAUAUUUAUUAUUAUUUAAUAUUUACAAUACCUAUUUCACUCGCCUGAAUCCUGUAUGCAAUACAAAGUAAUAGGAAGCAUUACCAUAUACUAGCCAAGACUAGUGAAGCCCCUCACUCAUGAGGGGCUAUGAACGAUUGCACUAAUAUCAUUUCUGCUUUAUGAUGCAAUAAUGCACAAAGUGUUAUGCUAUUGGUUUAGCCAUCUCCAAUACUGAACAACUAUCUGGUCAAAUGAAAAUGUUUCCAAAAGUCAAUAAUUCUCUCAGUCUUAUACGGGGUGCAUCUGUAGUUAAUGCCGCACUGGA
Periophthalmus magnuspinnatus is the source of this 2911-nucleotide messenger RNA. RefSeq names its product calcium channel, voltage-dependent, beta 3b (gene cacnb3b). The record is from RefSeq and is a predicted model, not a curated record. Gene Ontology annotation, cellular component: voltage-gated calcium channel complex. NCBI's taxonomy places the organism in Eukaryota, Metazoa, Chordata, Actinopteri, Gobiiformes, Gobiidae. Gene Ontology annotation, biological process: regulation of voltage-gated calcium channel activity; neuromuscular junction development; calcium ion transmembrane transport. Gene Ontology annotation, molecular function: high voltage-gated calcium channel activity; protein binding. The coding region runs from base 1 to 1158 and encodes 385 amino acids. The transcript has 14 exons.